This is a messenger RNA of Exophiala aquamarina CBS 119918, 2115 nucleotides long. RefSeq lists its product as uncharacterized. The transcript has a single exon. Gene Ontology annotation, biological process: translational termination; nuclear-transcribed mRNA catabolic process, deadenylation-dependent decay; translation. Lineage: Eukaryota; Fungi; Ascomycota; Eurotiomycetes; Chaetothyriales; Herpotrichiellaceae. The record is from RefSeq and is a predicted model, not a curated record. Gene Ontology annotation, cellular component: translation release factor complex. The coding region runs from base 1 to 2115 and encodes 704 amino acids. Gene Ontology annotation, molecular function: translation release factor activity; GTPase activity; GTP binding.
AUGGCAGGCAACUUCGAUUCUUGGGAAGAUGCUGCCGCCCAGGACGACGAUCUUUCCAGGCAGACUCAGCAAAACCUGAACAUCAACGCAAACAGUUUCAGACCUGGUGCUGCUUCAUUUCAACCAGGUGCUACGUCUUUCCAACCUGGCCAACCAUAUCAGUCAAAUGGCUAUCAGCAACCCUAUGGCUAUGGUCAACAACAACAAUUCAACCAAUACUCUCAAUAUCAGCAGCAACCGACUUACAACCAAUACCCUCAAUAUCAGCAGCAGCAGCAGCAGCAGCAGCCGACCUACAACCAAAAUUACAAUAGCAGCCAAUUUGCGGCAUACAACCAGACUCCUGGCGGGUUUCAACCAAGACAGGGCGCUCCCAUCAGCAUUGCAAAGCGCCAGGAUGCUCAAGCAGCGCCAGCACAACAGCCAGCAGUCCAACAGACCCAGGCCGAGGCCCCUGCCUCGAACCCCGCUGCGCAAGCUCCUCCCUCUGCCUCAACGGCCAAACAACCUCCAGCUGCAGCACCCCCCAAGGCCAAGGUCCUCUCCAUCGGUGUCCCCACAUCCGCAUCUACCACUCCCAAAAAGCCUGCCUCACCUACAACGAAAGAACCUCCAACCAAAGAAGCGGGCUCCAAAGUAGCAGCUACAAAGGCAGUAGAGAAGACGGGGGAAAAGGUCACAGGCAAAAGUUCUCCUGGGCCGUCAUCCGGCAAGUCCUCGCCGACGCCAGGCGAGGCUAAAAAAGGUCAGACCGCAGAGGAGCUUGCUCAGGAACAGUCGGCGGAUGUCGACGCAUCGGUUCUAGAAGAAAUGUAUGGUAAAGAACAUGUCAACAUCAUUUUCAUUGGCCACGUUGAUGCCGGAAAGUCAACCCUGGGUGGCCAGGUAUUGAUCCAGACAGGCAUGGUGGACGAACGGACACUUGACAAAUACAAGCGAGAUGCAAAGGAUGCUGGUCGUGAGACUUGGUACAUUUCCUGGGUUCUCGACCUUAACAAAGAGGAAAGAGCCAAGGGAAAGACGGUCGAAGUCGGUCGUGGCUUCUUUGAAACUGAAAAACGACGCUACACCAUCCUUGAUGCUCCUGGUCACAAGACCUAUGUACCGAACAUGUUAAGCGGUGCCGCUCAAGCAGACGUCGCCAUCCUUGUUAUUUCAGCACGAAAAGGCGAAUUUGAGACCGGAUUUGAAAAGGGUGGCCAGACUCAAGAACACGCCAUGUUAAUCAAAACCACUGGCGCCAAGGAACUCGUUGUUGCUGUCAACAAAAUGGACGAUGUGACUGUUCAAUGGUCAAAGGAACGUUAUGACGAGAUCGUUGGCAAACUAAAGCCUUACCUUAAGAAGCGAAUCGGCUUAGACUCAACUUUCAUGCCCAUUUCCGCACAGACAGGCGUCGGGGUCAAGGACCAAAUUCCCGCUGACGUAGCCAGUUGGCACAAAGGUCCCUCUCUGCUCGAAUUUCUUGAUGGCAUGGCCAAGAUUCAACGAAACCUGAACGCCCCUUUCAUGAUGCCUAUUGGGGCUAAGUAUCGGGACAUGGGUACAAUGGUCGAGGGACGUAUCGAGGCUGGAGUGAUCCAAAAAAUAUCCUCGUAUAUCAUGAUGCCAAAUAAGGAAGAUGUUGGCAUCUCUGCAUUGUACGGUGAAACGGAAGAAGAAAUUCCCCACGCUACUUGUGGUGAGCAAGUCCGUCUACGACUCCGUGGUAUCGAAGAAGAGGACAUCAUGCCAGGCUUCGUGCUAUGCUCACCCAAGCGUCUCGUCCACUGUGUACGCGAGUUUGAAGCACAGAUCAACAUUGUUGAACUCAAGUCUAUCCUCUCUGCCGGCUUCAACUGUGUGUUGCACGUUCAUGCCGCGACAGAAGAAGUCACCUUCGCAGCCUUGCUGCACAAGCUUGAACCGAGAACAGGACGGAAGAGCAAGAAACCUCCUCCGUUCGCCGCCAAAGGCCAAAAUAUCAUCGCGAGACUACAAGUGACGAGUGGUGGUGGUAAGAUCUGUGUUGAGCGAUUCGAAGACUAUCCUCAACUCGGUCGAUUCACUCUGCGAGAUCAGGGACAGACUAUUGCCGUGGGCAAAAUCACUCGACUGAUACUAGAUGACGACUAA